Cervus elaphus (red deer) is the source of this 4329-nucleotide messenger RNA. RefSeq names its product cysteinyl leukotriene receptor 2 (gene CYSLTR2). Bases 489 to 1526 code for a protein of 345 amino acids. The record is from RefSeq and is a predicted model, not a curated record. Gene Ontology annotation, biological process: G protein-coupled receptor signaling pathway. Gene Ontology annotation, molecular function: leukotriene receptor activity. Gene Ontology annotation, cellular component: plasma membrane. Lineage: Eukaryota; Metazoa; Chordata; Mammalia; Artiodactyla; Cervidae. The transcript is spliced from 4 exons.
UUUCUUUCUCUCUCUCUCUCUCUCUCAUUCGCCGACACCGUUCAUCCUGAGGGUUCCCCUGGAUCCUGCUGGGGCCGGACCCCAACAGGUGGCGCCACGAACAGGAACCCAAAGCAAACUGAAUUACUUGGAGGAGGAAGACAGCAGAGACAGAGACAGAGCCAAGGCAGCUGAAAGAAAGAAAACUGAGGACCUCCUAGAGCUUUGACAUGUGUUAUGAAUCUCCAAGAGAGGGAUAUUAAAGCUUGCUGUGUCUCUCAGGCUGAUUUGAACACAGAAGCCUUUUCUUACACAGAACAUCUCAUGGAAUUCGUAGUUUGUGGAAGAUAAUUUGGGAAGUGCUGAACUAAAGAAAAGACUUUUUUUUCUUUUACAUCAUUUACAUACCAACCAUGUUUUCUGAAUUGCAUCUUCACAUCAGUCUCUGAAGGAGAAUUGAAAAACAUAUUCGUCAUAUCGGAAAUACAUUUGCAAAGCAUCCAUUUGGCAUGGAAAGAGAACUUGUGUCCUUAUCUCCAUCCUUCUCUGCAUCAGAAAUGGAAACCAACAGCACCUUCAGCGAUCUCCAUAGCGACAGGAACUGCACAGCUGAAUACUUUAAGAGAGAAUUUUACCCCAUCGUGUACCUGGUAAUAUUUAUCUGGGGAGCCUUGGGAAAUGGCUUUUCCAUAUAUGUUUUCCUGCAGCCUUAUAGGAAGUCCACAUCUGUGAACAUUUUCAUGCUCAAUCUGGCUACUUCAGAUCUCUUGUUCACAGCCACACUGCCCUUCAGGGUGGACUAUUACCUCAGAGGGUCCAAUUGGAUAUUUGGGGACCUGACUUGCAGGAUUAUGUCUUACUCUAUGUAUGUCAACAUGUACAGCAGCAUUUAUUUCCUGACUGUGUUGAGUGUUGUGCGUUUCCUGGCAACCGUUCACCCCUUCCGGCUCCUUCAUACCACCAGCAUCAAGAAUGCCUGGAUUCUUUGUGGGGUCAUAUGGAUCUUUAUCAUGUCGGCCUCAAUAAUGCUUCUGAAAAAUGGCUCUGAGCUGAAGGGCAAUGUCACAUUGUGCUUGGAGCUGAAUCGUAAUAAAGCUAAUAAACUGAAGACCAUGAACUACAUUGCCUUGGUGGUGGGCUUUCUGCUGCCCUUCUGCACGCUCAGCAUCUGCUACCUGCUGAUCAUUCGAGCUCUGUUGAAGGUGGAGGUCCCAGAAUCAGGGCUGCGGCUUUCUCACAGGAAGGCACUGACCACCAUCAUCAUUGCCUUGAUCAUCUUCCUCCUGUGUUUCUUGCCCUAUCAUAUACUGAGAACCCUCCACCUGCUCCAGUGGAAGGCGGAUACAUGCAGAGACCCGCUGCAUAAAGCUGUGGCCGUCACACUGGCUUUGGCGGCAGCCAACAGCUGCUUCAACCCUUUGCUUUAUUACUUUGCUGGGGAGAAUUUUAAGGACAGACUAAAGUCUGCACUCAGGAAAGAUCAUCUACAGGAACCAAAGUGCAGCUUUCCUUUCUGUGUGUGGCUGGAAAAUGAAACAAGAGUGUAAGGGGUUCGUAGGCUGUUCCUAUGUCUUGUGUCCACCUUCAUUCACACGUGGUCUCCAAAAAACCAAGCAUUUACACCAUUCCCAACAAAGGUAGAUUCCCAAGAUUUAAUUGACCAUGAUUUUAUUAGAAGACCUACUUCAAAUUUUUCAUUAGGUGUAUCUUCAGUGUUUGAGCCUGAAUAAGGAGUACAGCAGAAAAAAUCCCCUUUAGAGUCUUGUAACCAGAAAUGUCAGACUGGGAGAAAAUGCUGAGCACAGUGACUGCUGCUUCUCAUCAAAUUCUGUUAUCAGUAAGCUCUCUGGCCCACUAGGCAUUCUAAAUGCUUAGUUUUAAGACAACCCCGACGUUUCCAGCUUCUCUUGUUCCUCGUCCUUCUUCAAUCUCCUGUUGUUAUUGUUCAGUCACUAAGUUGUGUCUGACUCUUUGCGACCCCAUGGACUGCAGCACGCCAGGCUUCCCUGUCCUUCACCGUCUCCCAGAGUUUGCUCAAACUCAUGUCCAUUGAAUCGGUGAUGAUAACCAUCUCAUUCUCCUGAGAUACAGCCAAUUAACAAAGCUACUGGAGCCCCCAGGACAGAUAAGAAAAGCAUCCUUAGAAAUCAGGAGAAAGACUGUGAAGAGGAAGAUUGCCCUCUCACAAAGCAGAGUCAAGGUCCCCAACAAGAACAGGGGGAGAAAAACAGAGAGAAGCCCUGGGACAAGAGAGAAAGGGGAAACAGAAUUUUGUUUUGCACUAAGAGAGGAUUUCUAGUGCAAAAUGAAAAUCCAAAGGCAAAAGCUAUGCCUUUCUCUUGUCAGGGGCUUAAGAAAGACAGGAAGAUUAGGAGAAGGAUGCAAGGCAUUUCCCUAGAGGUGGAGGGAUUAUGUGCAGAACAGGAAAGAAGAGGGUCAAUUUUACUCUUGAGAUUUGGGUUCGGGCUGUUCACUACAGUUCUCAUCCUACAAGUUAAUCCACUUGGAUGGGGAAAAUCUCCAGAAUAAAGGAGAUGAUGUUAAGGGUUUGAUUGGGCAUCCAGAGAGAGGGUGAGCUGGAAGGCAAGUUGCAAAGAUUGUGGUACCCCUGAAAUUCUAUGAAAUUUGAUGAACAUUUUGACAGAACAUGAGAAGGGUGGCUUUCUUCUGAGAGAGUGUAGAAAAGCACUGGUUUGAGGGAGGGAGGGUCCUGUCUGCCCACUGAGGCAAAACCAAUUAGACUAUCUACCGCUACCACCGUGCCCACUGUACUGUCAACGAUCGCGUGCCCUAUCUGUGCUGGGCCACUGUGCAAGGCACUGUGCUGUGCUGUGCUUAGUCACUUAGUCGUGUCUGACUAUUUGUGACCCCACAGACUCUAGCUCACCAGGCUCCUCUGUCUUUGGGGAUUUUCCAACAAGAAUACUGGAGUGGAUUGCCAUGCCCUCCUCCAGGGGAUCUUCCCAACCCAGGGACUGAACCCAGAUCUCCCACACUGCAGGUGGAUUCUUUACCAUCUGAGUGACGAGAGAAGCCUGUGCAAGGCACUACUCAUCCAUUAAUCCCACUUAACCCUCACACCAAAGCCCUGUAUUUUCAUUUUACAGAUGAAGGGACUAAAGCCCAGAGAAAUUAAGAAUUUUGUUCAAGUUCAUACAGCUCCACCAGAAUUUUAAAAACAUCUGUGCAGAGGGGCUGAUUGGGUGCUUCACCCACCGCUCCCCUUGCAAACCUCCAGGGACAUUACUUGAACAUCUAAGUGAGAGUUUUCUUCCCUCAUCAGGUACCUACCCCUUCUUACUCUCAUGAAAAGACUGAAGGCUGAAGUUUCUCUCUUUGAAAUUGUCAGCCCCAAGAUAGAGUGGAGGGUGGGAAGGAGGUAGUGUUCUGAAAGUAGAAAGAGACUGAGGGAAAGUCCUCAUAGUGAACAGGAGCCUCAGAUUUGUUCAGUCACUCAGCUGCCAGAAUGCUGACAGACUCAUACCUUGUCAAGACAGAUGCCUGGAGGACCCUCCUAUAGGACAGCAGUCAAUGACUACUACACAUCAGAGAAAAGGGCCAGAACAUGAAAAAGCAACAAUAAAUGAGAGGGGAGAUAGAAACAUUUUCAGUAUGAAAGGUCUCAACAUUUUCAACAACUUCGCAUUUUUUAACAGAAACCUACAGGAGAAUUUGCUUCUCCAAAAUAAGAGAGUAAACCAAGAUAAAGGAAAACAUGACAUCUAGAAAGCAGAGACUCCAACAGAGGAUAAAGAUGAAGGAAAUUCCUAGGACAUUGGUGUGUAGCAGAAAAACAAGAAACUGAUUGAUUUACAUGUGUUGGAGAGAUUUAUGUCUUUCUUGGAUAGUGUGGAAUGAACUGGUAAAAAUACACAGGAAAAUAAGCAAGUUAAAAGACAAGGCAAUUAUUAAAUACUAGGGGGAAAGAAACUGAUGUUCAACAAUGGGAAUAAAACCAUAGUACACUACAUGGUUCAGCUGUGAACAAUAUUGACAUAGAGAAUGUAAAUAGCAAACUACUGUGAUAUAAUUUUUUUUCAGGAAAUGAGGGAGAUAGGUUGUGUAUGUGGGGGGAGGGGUAUAAGAAAUCUAUGUCCCUAUUUUUUUUAUCACAGAAAAUGCAUAAUAACUAAAGCUAAAGAAUGAUAAAUACCUGUAUAAAAGUAUUAUUUAACAAUAGAAGCUAAAGCCCAAAAUAAACAGUAAAAGUGAUUGAUAGGAUUGCCUCUGGAGAGAAGUUGGGUGUGGGAAGAUCGCAUGGGGAUUUCUCUUUUCCUUUUAAUAACUAUUUAACUGUCUAACUUGUGAAUAUGUACUGCUGAAAUAAAAUAAAAAUUACAUCAAAUGAAA